CCUAGUGUUCAAUUUGUUAUCUCUCUGCCUCUCUCUCCGUCGUCGUCGUGCUCCUUCUCCUCUAUCUUCCCAAUUCUCAACAGCAGCCAUGAUAAUUCCAGAGAAGAACAGGAGAGAGAUCUCCAAGUACCUGUUCCAAGAGGGAGUUUUCUAUGCAAAGAAAGAUUUUAAUUUGGCGAAGCAUCCCGAGAUCGAUGUCCCAAACUUGCAGGUGAUUAAGCUGAUGCAGAGCUUCAAGUCCAAGGAGUACGUCCGAGAAACCUUCGUUUGGAUGCAUUACUACUGGUAUCUUACGAAUGACGGCAUCGAGUUCCUGAGGACUUACCUCAAUCUUCCCUCUGAAAUUGUUCCUGCUACUCUUAAGAAGUCUGCCAAGUCCCUCGAUCGUCCUAUGGGUGGACCUCCUGGUGACCGCCCUCGCGGACCACCAAGGUUUGAUGGGGAUAGGCCCAGAUUUGGUGACAGGGAGGGGUAUCGUGCUGGUCUCCGUGGACCUCCUGGUGAGUUUGGUGGUGAGAAAGGUGGAGCUCCUACGGAUUACCAGCCUGCUUUCAGGGGUUCUAGUGGAAGGCCUGGCUUUGGUCGUGGAUCUGGAGGUUAUGGUUCGGCACCACCAAGUUCAUGCUUCUCUUAGAUUCAUGUUUUGCUAAAUUAUGUUAUUUGCAAUUUAGGCUCUCAGAUAUUGCAGUUGAAAGUUAUGCAUGUUGAGAUACGUAGUUGAUUGAGACUCUAUCUACAGUUUUGGUUGCUCUA
Coffea eugenioides is the source of this 753-nucleotide messenger RNA. RefSeq names its product 40S ribosomal protein S10-1-like. Bases 89 to 634 code for a protein of 181 amino acids. The record is from RefSeq and is a predicted model, not a curated record. Lineage: Eukaryota; Viridiplantae; Streptophyta; Magnoliopsida; Gentianales; Rubiaceae. Gene Ontology annotation, molecular function: structural constituent of ribosome; RNA binding. Gene Ontology annotation, cellular component: cytosolic small ribosomal subunit. The transcript has a single exon.